ACAACUGUUGAUAUAGUAGUUCAUUACACCUCAACAUCUCACGUAGAUACACAUUUGAGGCGUACAGGCAACACAAUUAAAUAGGGGUAAAUUACCUAGACUAUGUAGAAUGCCAAAAUUUUCAGGUAGAACGUGUGUGCCACGGGAAGUUGUCAAAGGCUCAGUAGUCCUCGUGCUAGCUAAGUUCAAGGUUGACAAGAACGAGAUUGCAAGGCUGUCGUGUUUAGAAUGUUUCCUACCAGCAGCUGCUUAGAUUUAUGGAUGGAUAAUUCACUGUGAUGAGUUAACCCGCGUAGUUUUACAAACAUUGAUUCUUCAUUUUCAAGAGACCAGAUUCAUCAAGAGCAAAAUGUCAAUUCUUUACAGUGUAGUAGCAAGAGGCACAACUGUGCUUGCCAAGUAUGCCGCAUGUGCUGGAAACUUUGCUGAAGUCACUGAGAAGAUCCUGGCAAAAAUUUCACCAGAGAACCAUAAACUGACUUAUUCACAUGAUGCAUACUUGUUUCAUUACAUAUGUGAAGAUAGAAUCAUAUACAUGUGUAUUACAGAUGAUGAAUUUGAAAGAAUAAGAGCAUUCCAGUUCCUAGCUGAGAUAAAGCAGAGAUUCCAGUUAACAUAUGGCGCAAGGGCAAGCACUGCCCUAGCAUAUGGAAUGAACAAUGAGUUCGCACCUGUCUUAGCAAAUGAGAUGAGACAUUAUUCAGAAUCGAAGGAGAUCGAUACUAUGUCUAGAGUCCGUGGUGAUUUAAAUGAUCUGAAAGAUAUUAUGGUAAAAAAUAUAGAAAAUGUUGCACGAAGAGGGGAAAGGCUGGAGCUUCUGGUGAACAAGACUGAAAAUCUCAGCGCAAAUUCUGUCACUUUCCGGAAAACUAGCCGAAAUCUUGCAAGGUCAAUGUUCUGGAAGAAUGUCAAACUCUAUGUUAUUAUUGGUGUAGUUAUUACGGUUCUGAUUUACUUCAUCAUAUCAAUGGCAUGUGGUGGUUUGGCAUGGCAGAACUGUGUGGGCAGUUAGAUGGAUCACGUUUGUGAGACAGUCAAACAGGAGAUUAAAAUACAUGAUGAAGAUGUGGCAAAUCAUUAAAUUCUUGCCAUAUCAGACUGAAAAGUGAAAGAAUGACAUGUUGAAGUGUUCCACACUUAAAAGUUUUAUAGAUGUUUUCAUAUCACAUUGUAUAUUAAUAGCUUUCUGGUUUCUGCCCGAUGAAAUCCAUUUUGUGACUGUUGUAAUAUAUAUAUAUAUAUAUAUAUAUAUAUAUAUAUAAAAACAAAGAUGAUGUGACUUACCAAAUGAAAGUGCUGGCAGGUCGACAGACACACAAACAUAAACACAAAAUUCAAGCUUUCGCAACAAACUGUUGCCUCAUCAGGAAAGAGGGAAGGAGAGGGAAAGACGAAAGGAUGUGGGUUUUAAGGGAGAGGGUAAGGAGUCAUUCCAAUCCCGGGAGCGGAAAGACUUACCUUAGGGGGAAAAAAGGACGGGUAUACACUCGCGCACACACACACAUAUCCAUCCACACAUAUACAGACACAAGCAGACAUAUUUAAAGAUAAAGUGAAAACUCUUUAUCUUUAAAUAUGUCUGCUUGUGUCUGUAUAUGUGUGGAUGGAUAUGUGUGUGUGUGCGCGAGUGUAUACCCGUCCUUUUUUCCCCCUAAGGUAAGUCUUUCCGCUCCCGGGAUUGGAAUGACUCCUUACCCUCUCCCUUAAAACCCACAUCCUUUCGUCUUUCCCUCUCCUUCCCUCUUUCCUGAUGAGGCAACAGUUUGUUGCGAAAGCUUGAAUUUUGUGUUUAUGUUUGUGUUUGUUUGUGUGUCUGUCGACCUGCCAGCACUUUCAUUUGGUAAGUCACAUCAUCUUUGUUUUUAGAUAUAUAUUUCCUACGUGGAAUGUUUCCCUCUAUUAUAACUAUAUAUAUAUAUAUAUAUAUAUAUAUAUAUAUAUAUGUAUGUGUGUGUGUGUGUGUGUGUGUGUGUGUGUGUGUGUGUGUGUGUGUCACUAUCAGUAGUAAAUUCCAUAUUUGUUGUAUGCAGCAAAAUUCCAGAGUAAGAGAAUGUGUAAAAGUAAUUAAAUUUUUGAAACUGGUCACUGCUCACAGUAUAGAUGAAGCCACGAGCAAAAUGAAGAAAAGAAUAUGCUGUGUCAGAAGUGUCCACUUUAGAUUUUUACAGUGCUCCUAAAAUGGUCGAGGGAGCAGUGGCAAAAGGCAAGAAUCCUUUUCAGUUAGCAUGUCAAGUAGAAGCCAGCUGCUAUCUUUAGAUGAAAGAAAAGAAUCAUAAAAUGUCUUUAAAGCUUUGCUGUCAAAGUGUGUUGUAACAUUUAAAAUUUAAUCUGUGAAUUAUUUAGAUUUGUAUGGCUGCAAAUACUAGUAACACUUCAUCAACAAACUCUUUGACAAAGUACAGCAUUGUUCUUUCUAUGUGGUUUCAUCUUUAUUUAUAUAAGUUAAUUAUUGAUGGCAAGAGAUCCAGGUUGUGUUGUGCUACGCAUACCACAUGAACCUGUUUGAAACAGUCUCAGAGAAGUUAUCUGUGUUAAUAGCUAUGGGUAAGAUUUGUGUACAGAUCACAUGUUUUCUGUAGGACAUAGGUUUUACCAUCUGGUUCUCUGGGAAGAACUAGUUAAUUUGGAACAACCAGAAACACUCACAGGUUUCAGUGCAUUCUGUUUCUCACCAUGGUUUUAUCUGUGAGAUGAAUGUUGAUGCUUGUUUGUUAACUGUCAUGUGUCUUAACAGUGGUCUAAAGAAAAAUAUUUUAUUAGCAGUGAUCAGAUGUAAUAUUUGCUUACAAUACAGUUUGUCUGUUUUAUUAUUAUAGCAGCUUGUUUUCAAUUUUUGUUAGUAAAAGUAUGCUUUUAAAAGUG
Schistocerca serialis cubense is the source of this 2862-nucleotide messenger RNA. It is a transcript of the gene Vamp7, whose product is annotated as vesicle-associated membrane protein 7. The transcript is spliced from 7 exons. The coding region runs from base 350 to 1012 and encodes 220 amino acids. NCBI's taxonomy places the organism in Eukaryota, Metazoa, Arthropoda, Insecta, Orthoptera, Acrididae. Gene Ontology annotation, molecular function: SNARE binding; SNAP receptor activity. Gene Ontology annotation, cellular component: membrane; SNARE complex. Gene Ontology annotation, biological process: exocytosis; vesicle fusion. The record is from RefSeq and is a predicted model, not a curated record.